Linum tenue is the source of this 321-nucleotide messenger RNA. The record is from the annotation of a GenBank genome assembly. NCBI's taxonomy places the organism in Eukaryota, Viridiplantae, Streptophyta, Magnoliopsida, Malpighiales, Linaceae.
ACAAAGUGUUGUUUGAUUAACGCAGCUAGCUGAUUAUGCAGAGGGCAGCCGUUGUUUACAAUCAAAAGACCGAAACAAAAAAGCAAUACAGAAACACAGAAAAAGGUGGUGAUGGCGACAAUGCUGUUUUAGCCUUCGUCAAGGGCGUCCUGCUCGCCUUCUGACCCGUUGUUGCGGCUUUGCUUGGAGUGCGUCGUGGAACUGCUGCAACUUUCUUCUGUGAAGACAGUGUAUGCUGCCUAUUUGGAGUGGGAGUAGAUAUUCCUUUUGGAUUCCUCAAGCCAGAAGCUUUAUUUUGCUAGGGGAAAAAACGAACGUGGG